GGCCGCCGCGCCCAUCCCGAUGGCUGGAGGCGUCUGAGGGGCGGACGGAGGCGGCGGCGGAGCGGGAGCGGGAGCGGGCGCGGGCGCGGGAGUGGAGCAGCCGCCGCGGGACCGGACCGAUCCUCGCCGGCGCACCUGCCCGCAGCGCCCGCGGAGCGGCCCGAGCGCGACCACCUCCAGAGCGGCGGCCGAGGCGGCCGAGGCGGCCGAGGCGGCGGGGCGCGGGCGAGCCAGGCGGGACGAGGCGCCGAGACAACUUUUCAUGCAUUGGAGACCAGACCAGAGCACUUCUGAAUUAAGAUCUGAGAUUCCUUGAGGUAGCAUUGAAGAGCACUAGGACCCGAAGAUGAGUGAACUUGACCAGUUACGGCAGGAGGCCGAGCAGCUUAAAAACCAAAUUAGGGAUGCUAGAAAAGCAUGUGCAGAUGCAACGCUCUCUCAGAUCACAAACAACAUCGACCCAGUGGGAAGAAUCCAGAUGCGCACCAGGAGAACGCUGAGGGGGCACUUGGCCAAAAUUUAUGCCAUGCAUUGGGGCACGGAUUCCAGGCUUCUAGUCAGUGCCUCACAGGAUGGCAAACUGAUCAUCUGGGAUAGCUACACAACAAACAAGGUCCAUGCCAUCCCUCUGCGUUCCUCAUGGGUCAUGACCUGUGCAUAUGCCCCUUCUGGGAACUAUGUGGCCUGCGGUGGCCUGGAUAACAUUUGCUCCAUUUACAAUCUGAAAACUCGUGAAGGGAAUGUACGUGUGAGCCGCGAACUGGCCGGACAUACAGGUUACCUGUCCUGCUGCCGCUUCCUGGAUGACAAUCAGAUCGUCACCAGCUCUGGGGACACCACCUGUGCUCUGUGGGACAUCGAGACCGGCCAGCAGACGACCACAUUCACUGGACACACUGGGGAUGUUAUGAGCCUCUCUCUCGCUCCCGACACCAGACUGUUUGUUUCUGGUGCUUGUGAUGCUUCAGCCAAACUCUGGGAUGUGCGAGAAGGGAUGUGCCGGCAAACUUUCACUGGCCACGAGUCUGACAUCAAUGCCAUCUGCUUCUUUCCAAACGGCAACGCGUUUGCCACUGGCUCGGAUGACGCCACCUGCAGGCUGUUCGACCUUCGUGCAGACCAGGAGCUCAUGACUUACUCCCAUGACAACAUCAUCUGCGGGAUCACCUCGGUGUCUUUCUCCAAGAGUGGGCGCCUCCUCCUCGCAGGGUACGAUGACUUCAACUGCAACGUGUGGGAUGCACUCAAGGCCGACAGGGCAGGUGUCUUGGCUGGGCAUGACAACCGCGUUAGCUGCCUGGGGGUGACUGACGAUGGGAUGGCCGUGGCGACAGGGUCCUGGGAUAGCUUCCUCAAGAUCUGGAACUAACGCCGACAGCAGCAGCUGGACGUCGUGGCGAGUGGAAGACCAUUCCAACCCUGAAGCGUUACAGUGAUAGCAUUUCCAAUCCACCCCUACUAACGUGGACGCCCUGCACCCCCUCAGAACUUCAAAAGGGCAAGACCUUUUCCUUCACUUAUUGCUGAAACCAAGAGCACAAUUCCCAUGAAGAGAAGAAUCUCUGUGCUGUAAACUCAAACAAAUUGUGCAUUCCUCCCGGGACCAUUGUCUUUGUUUUCUUUUUUGUCUUGAAUGAAUUUAAAAGGAAAUACUAUAAUAAACGUGCUAAACAGAAGGUAAACUUGAGUGUAAUUGCGAGGCAGACACACCUUUUCACUAGUUCAUUUGAAUUUUAGGUCAGUGACCCUAUUUUGUGCUGUUCAUGCAAAACAAGUUGAGGAUUUUAUCUUGUAAUCAGUUCUAAAUUUCAGGUUGUGUUUGUAACAAUUCUGCAAACAUUCAUAUUUCCUUUUUAAAAUAUAUUCCUUUACGUUCAGUAGUUACAGAGGAAGAGGGUCUGGUGCAGCCUCUCUGAAAUUGUUAAUGAUGUAAAUUGAGUCCCUUGUUUUUUAUUUUUUGUCUCGUGUCACAUAAUUGUUACGCACAAACACGGCAUAGAAAGGAAGAUGCUAAUAAGGAAAGGAACCAAGCACAUGCUGUGGAUGGUCUUGAAUGCGUGAUGAAUAGUAAACUCAGAUUAGGCACCUUCUGCUCCCCCAACCCGUCCUCCCUACCUUCUCAGUUCAGUUCUUAAUCUCACCUUGGGUUUCCUUGUGAAGUCGGAGGGACGUUCGUAAUAAUAGCCUAACACUACCCUGCGCCCCACCCCCAGCCGUCAGGAACCUCUGUUUUUCAGAGAGGCGCCCGUCCUGUGCUUGGAUAGUCCGUCAAUUAUUUGUGUAUGAAACCAUGUACAAAUCAAUGUUUUGAAAAUAAUGAUCUCAAACUUUCUAAGUUAAAUUUUAAAAAAUUUGAUCGUUUGCCAUAUUGGGUGGGUUUACUCUUAGAAUCGCAUGCUGUAGAAAUGCUCAAAAGCGCAUAUAGGACUCAGUCCUUAGAUGUUCUUUUUCUUUUAAGAAAUAACCUCUUUACAGUGUAACUAACCACUGCGGCUCUGUCCGCUCACGUCUGCAGUGUCGGGGGCAGGGCGGCCCGCAGGCUUCACGCUUGGGCAGCGGGAUCAGUCACUCUUUCUUU
Molecule: messenger RNA, 2578 nt
Organism: Mirounga angustirostris (Northern elephant seal)
Lineage: Eukaryota; Metazoa; Chordata; Mammalia; Carnivora; Phocidae
Gene: GNB1
Product: G protein subunit beta 1
Exons: 12
Coding region: 347-1369 (340 amino acids)
Biological process (GO): G protein-coupled receptor signaling pathway
Cellular component (GO): heterotrimeric G-protein complex; cytoplasm
Molecular function (GO): protein binding; signaling receptor complex adaptor activity
Source: RefSeq, a predicted model, not a curated record